AUGUCGAGCAGUGGGCCUCGCGAUGAACAUCAUCAAGCAGGCUCCAAAGCCCUUGAGGUUGCUCCAUCCCAGCUGGGCGCGGAAGCGGGCCUGGGCCUCUUCGUGCAGCAGGCCGUGGAACCGGGUGAAGUCCUUUGCGAAUACCGCGGGAGGACCUUCGCUACAGCCGAGGCCAUGCGCCUGGAAGACAAGUCCUACCUCAUGCGGGUGGGGCCGCAGGAGUACAUCGAUGCGCGUGAAGACACAUCCCUGGUUGCCCGGUACAUCAACGACUGUCGCAAUCCCGCUGUCUACAAUGUAAGCUUCGAAAAGCGACCUGGAGAGGGGCGAGCUUUGGUGGUAGCCUGCCGGCCGAUCUCUGCUGGAGAGGAGCUCUUCGUCGACUACGGCCGCUGGUAUUGGGCAAAGCUAAGGCCGGUAAGGAUCGGUGUAAAGCAAGCUGCGGAGAUUCUGAAAGCCGCGGAGUGCGAAGCCGAGCGCCAGCUGCGUGGGACGCAGCCCGAGAGCUGA
Messenger RNA from Symbiodinium sp. CCMP2456, 510 nucleotides. The record is from the annotation of a GenBank genome assembly. Lineage: Eukaryota; Dinophyceae; Suessiales; Symbiodiniaceae.